AUGCUGCCCAAUCGUGACUUCCUCCACCAUGGGAAGGUUGUGCAGAAUCUGCUCCGCCAGCGGCGACUGAAAACAGUUGUCAAGAUCAAAGCGCAGCGUGCCACUGUGGUCCUCCGACAGAAACGCCACAUCGUCCACGAAGAACUUGUAGCACGCCUCGUUCGGUGUUUCGUGGAAGCGCACGAGGAAAGUGCGCCGCGUCACACGAAGUACGGCGGCAUCCGCGCAAAGCUGCUGCAGCCCCCGUGGUCUUCGAACGCGUGA
Molecule: messenger RNA, 264 nt
Organism: Trypanosoma grayi
Lineage: Eukaryota; Euglenozoa; Kinetoplastea; Trypanosomatida; Trypanosomatidae
Exons: 1
Coding region: 1-264 (87 amino acids)
Source: RefSeq, a predicted model, not a curated record